GGAGGGUCGGCAACUGGCGUAUGUGGAAUUUUUUGCAAUACUACAUUCAGUAUGUCACGCCGAUUUGCCCCUUUGAAAGAGAUGGAACACUGGAGAUUAAUAAUGGAGGAUUUAUUCAUUAAAAACUUUGUGUUAUAAUUGGCCAUAUGCAGCCACAUUGAGGAACGACCGUUCACAUUAGCAUUUUUAAUUAAACAGAAAGGUCUUGCCUCUAAUAUGGCAGGAGACACGGCUUUGAACGUUUUUCAGUUGCCUUUUGAAGUCCAGUGUAGGAAGAGGGUGAGUUUCUUUUUAUAAUAAUGAGAGGCUGUACCAGUAAUGACAUACCAGGCUACACAGGGAAAUAUUUUUUUAAAACUUUUGUGCAAUUUUCUUGCUAAAAAAACCCUGAUUGUAUUGAUUACUUUUCUUUUUAAACAAGAGAACAAUAGCUUAGUUAAUAUGGUGAUUGAAUCACUUUGUUUUUUUUGUAAAGCAUUGAUUAAUACAGCUAGGCUUACAAUUUUGUGAAAAAUAACAGAUUCUGUAGCUUCUGGGGAAGCGGAGCAAGGCUUGAGGGAGAUUUGCGGCAAUGGGGUGGCAGGAUGAGAAGGCGCUGGAGGGCCGGAGUGGGGACCCCGAGGAGGAGGAGGAAGAAGAAGACCUUGUGGAUCCUUUAACUACUGUCAGGGAGCAUUGUGAACAGAUUGAGAAAUGUGUGAAAGCUCGGGAACGUUUAGAGGAGUGUAAUGCUCGAGUGGCAUCCAAGUCCCAUACAGAGGAGAAGUGUACAGAGGAACUCUUUGACUUCCUGCAUGCUAGAGACCAUUGUGUGGCUCAUAAACUCUUCAGCAAAUUGAAAUAAAUGUUAAUAUAAUCCUGUGUCCUCCUCAUGCAUAGCUGAUGAAAACCUGAGUCUGUUCAGUUUGAGUAAACAUGCAGCUCUGCACAUGGGAUACGAAAGUGAAUGCAACUAACUCAAUGGUAAUUCUGGGAGAAUAUAAGAGUUGCCAUCAGGAUACAUCUGUUAUGUAGAAGAUUUGCGGCUGCUUAACAAAGUGUUUCUGUAGACUUCUGAUAUUAAAGAUAUUUCCUGUCAAAUGUGAAAA
Molecule: messenger RNA, 1088 nt
Organism: Zootoca vivipara (common lizard)
Lineage: Eukaryota; Metazoa; Chordata; Lepidosauria; Squamata; Lacertidae
Source: RefSeq, a predicted model, not a curated record